CUCCCGGAGCGGAUGGCGGCGGCCAGGCUCGGAGCCCCAAGCGCGCUGCCCAGGCAACGUGUCUGAUUCCUUGCCGAGAGCACAAGCUGAUCCUGAAGAUGUGCUCCACCAACCCAGGCAACUGGGUCACCUUUGAUGAAGACCCCACUUUUCAGUCUGCUCAGAAACCCAGGAAUUUCCCUCCAGAGAAUCAAGGGCUCUGCAGACCCAAUGGGCUUAAGCUGAACCUUCCUGGCCUGAAGGAUUUCCCCAGUGCCUCGUCCUCCGCCAACAGCACUCCCCUCUCCUCCCCUUGCGUCGAUUUUUACUUCAGUCCAGGACCUCCGAGUAAUUCUCCUCUUUCCACACCUACCAGAGACUUCCCAGGGUUUCCCGGCAUUCCUAAAGCAGGGACUCAUGUGCUUUAUCCCAUUCCAGAAUGUUCUUCAAGCAGCCCCGUCUCAACCUCAGGAGGAGACUCCUCCCUGUUGCCCACUAAGCCAACCUGUUUACCCAGUGACCACUCCUGUAUGCCUCCGAGUGUCCCAGUAGGCCUUCCCGAUGACAUCAGCAGCCCUCAGCAGGCUGGGAGCCCUUGGGUCCAGGGCGAGGCUCUGCAGUUUCAGGACUUCCAGGAGGACUGCGCCUUUUCAAAUCCAUUUUGGAGAGAUGAAGCCAGAGGGUCCCGAUUGCCCUCCGACCCUCCCCCAAGCAGAAAGGCCUCGUCAUCAAGGGACAAGGAGGUGCCCGUUGACCAGAAAAGCCUGAAUAAAUGUUCUCUCAACUACAUAUGCGAGAGGCUUGAACAUCUCCAGGCAUCCGAGAACGGGGAGGACCCUCCUGGAAAUGCGUCUGCCAAGGGCCUGGCCUCUGGCUUUGUCCCCCACACGCUGUUCAGGAGUCAGCCCAAAGCUGGAUGGUUCUUCAUGCUCAGGAUCCCUGAGAGGAAGAGCGUGAUGUCUUCCAGGCAGUGGGGACCGAUCUUCCUGAAAGUCUUGCCCGGGGGGAUCUUGCAGAUGUACUACGAGAAGGGCUUGGAGAAACCAUUCCGAGAGCUGCAGCUGGAUCCCCAAUGCCGCCUGUCUGAACCCAAAGUCGAGAACUUCGGCGUGGCGGGCAAAAUCCACACGGUGAAGAUUGAGCACGUGUCAUACUCGGAGAGGAGGAGGUACCACGCCAAGACGGAGGCAGUCCAUGAACCAGACGCCGAGCAGAUGCUGAAGUUGGGGACCCCCGAGUACCCAGACUUCCUGGAGUUUCUGACGACUGUGGAGGAAGAGCUGACCAGGCUGCCGGCCGUGUCGAAGACCAAGAGGAGCUACGAGGAGCAGGAGAUCCACCUGGAAAUCGUGGACAACUUUUGGGGCAAAGUCACGAAGGAGGACGGGAUGCUGGUGGACAGCGCUGUGAUCACUCAGGUCUGCUGCCUCUGUUUUGUGAAUGGGACCCCGGAAUGCUUCUUGACCUUGAACGACCUUGAGCUGCAGAAACGAGAUGCAUGCCAUGUCGAGAGAGAACCGGCAAAGAAAGGGAUUGAUAUCCUUGACUAUCAUUUUCACAAGUGUGUGAGAGCAGACGAAUUCGAACGAUCGAGAAUCAUUAAAUUUGCCCCUCUUGAUGCCUGCCGGUUCGAGCUGAUGCGUUUCAAGACUCCGUAUAACGGGGAUGACCUUCCCUUUUCUCUAAAGUCCCUGGUGGUUGUCCAGGGAGCACAUGUGGACCUUCAGGCCUUUGUCAACAUGACCCCGGUGACUCAGGGGCCAUCCCAUGCCAGUGCCUUGAGGAGCUGUGACAAUAUCCUGAUUCACUUUCCGGUCCCUGCUCAGUGGAUUAAGGCUCUCUGGACCAUGAACCUCCAGAGGCAGAAAUCUCUGAAAGCCAAAAUGAAUCGCCGGGCAUGUCUGGGCAGUUUACAUGAACCCGAAACCAAUCCCGUCAUUCAGGUCACGGUAGGGUCCGCAAAAUACGACAUCGCCUACCGGGCCGUGGUGUGGAAGAUAGAUCGACUACCUGAUAAAAAUUCAAGUUCUGAUCAUCCCCACUGCCUGUCUUACAAGCUGGAGCUUGGAUCAGACCAAGAGAUUCCCUCGGAUUGGGAUCCGUUUGCCACCGUGCAGUUCUCAGUCCCCGACUCCUGUGCCUCAGGGACAGAGGUCAGGUGUCUAGGGGUGGAGAGUGACGUCCAGCCACAGAAACACAUCCUGCAGCGAGCGUGCUACAACAUCCAGGUUGAAAUAGAAAAGAAAUGGAUUAAACUCGAUGGAGAAGACCCAGACAGAGCUGGCGGCUGCAUGACUCAGUAGAACAGCCCGAGGAAGUGACGCUGACUCACUUGUCAAAUACGCGUGGCUCAGAGCCCACGGCGUCCAGUGGCUGGUUUGGGGGGGGGUACACCUCAUAGCAAACCGGCCCUACUUGACGCUUCUCAUGUUCUUUUUUUUUUUGCUCUAGGGUUGGCUCACAUGUAUCUCUCACUUGUUGAAUUUGCUUCCUACUAAAACCCCAGAGGCACUGUUUUCCCAGGUGUGUGACCUGGUGGCCAGUUUGGCUGAAGAGGAUUUUGGUUUUUGAUUACUCAGUGGCUUCGUUUGUAAUCUGAGCUACCCAGGGGUGCAUUUUGUUGUUCCCAAGUCCUCCUCGCUGUGUUAGCGUCUGAGCCCCAAGAAAAGUGAAGGAGGCGCAAAGCCGAUCACUUAGUUCCCCUCUUACCUGCCCCCCCCCCG
This is a messenger RNA of Jaculus jaculus (lesser Egyptian jerboa), 2702 nucleotides long. RefSeq names its product stonin 1 (gene Ston1). The transcript has 4 exons. The record is from RefSeq and is a predicted model, not a curated record. Gene Ontology annotation, biological process: regulation of endocytosis; synaptic vesicle endocytosis; clathrin-dependent endocytosis. Lineage: Eukaryota; Metazoa; Chordata; Mammalia; Rodentia; Dipodidae. The coding region runs from base 99 to 2282 and encodes 727 amino acids. Gene Ontology annotation, molecular function: clathrin-cargo adaptor activity. Gene Ontology annotation, cellular component: synaptic vesicle; AP-2 adaptor complex.